AUGGAGCCGGGAUCGUUGGGGGAGUGGAACAACAGCAUCGCCCACUCCUAUCAUCACCCCAGCACCACCGCCCCCACCACCACCACCAACGGCGGCGGCGGCGGCUGCAGAGUGGUCGAGACUGCUGCUGCUGCUGCUGCUGCCCACCACAACCAGGUGGGUUGGAGCCGGAACCAGAGCCACAACGGCGACAGCAGCCACAACGGCAGUGGGCCGCUGCGGAGUGUGGAGGGGGUGCUGGGGCGGCUGCAGGAGGUGCUGGCUGGCGACCUCUCCCUGCAGCACGCCCUCGUCGACAUCGCAUGCGGCCUGCCCUCGAAGGAGGCGCGCGAGGCCCUUGUGGCCCUCGUACACGUGCUCCACCAGAAGAGGAAGGCCCACCCCCUCCUCAAGGAACUCAUCUCCAUCGACCUCGGCAUCUGCGAAGUGGAGAAGAUGCCACCCUACAGUGAGCUUACGUCGAAGAUGCUGAGCGAGUUCUGCUUUCUGGACAACGCCAAGGCUCUCGAGUACAUCAUCAACCCCAUCACGGCCCAGAUGAUACUGAGCAACGCCUCGCGCGUGGAGGUCGAACCAUCCCGCUGCGCCACCAGCCAGAUCCUGCUCGAGAACCAACAGACCCUCCACAACACAGCCCAGCACUUCUUCCGCUGCCUCACCACCAGCCUGCCCCUCGUCUCGCGGGACGUGAAGAUGUUGGCGGCGCACUUGUACCGGGGCACGCAGCAGAAGUUCGAGUUGUCGGCGGAGGUGCGUCGUGGGCUGGCGUUGGUGACCAAGCUGCUGCAGGGCAUUGCGAGCGAGACGCGCUUUGCGGAGGACUCCUGGAUGGCCGUCUUCAACGAUUUCGUGGGCGCCAACGUUCCCGCCCUACGCUCCUUCUGGGACUCGGUCAUAGCGGACGCCGCCGGCGAGGACGAGCUCUCGACGGGAAGCUCUUCCAACAACGGAUACCACAACCACCAGCCGCCGCUGCCGCAGCCGCAGCCACAGCCGGUCAAGCAGCGGGAGAUGGGCCUCAUCGCUAAAUUCCUCUCCGACCACAGCAAGGAGCUGGGGGCGAGCUGGGGCACGGUCGAUUCGGUGCAGGAAGCCAAGCUGGCGAGCGUGGAGAACCUCCUCAAGGAGCUCGAGGCUGCCAGGGACGGGCAGCCGGGCCACAAGCGAACGCGGUCGUCCUCGCGCCUGGGGGACCUCUUCAAGGGCCGCAAGGACUCGGUGCGUGUCGACGCGGCCGACACUCCGACGGCGGCGGGGGCGGCGGCAGGCCCUCCAGCGACGGCGGGGGCGGCGGGGGCGAAAAAGAAGGCGGGCCUGUUCGGGAUGGGGAGCAAGGGCGACGACCGGCGACGGGAGAAGAAGGAAGAGCGCAGGCGCGAGAAGCAGCAGAAGAAGGAGCGGGAGCGGGAGGAAAAGGAGAAGAAGCGCAAGGAGAAGGAGCAGGCCCGGCAGGGACGACGCAAGGCCACCCGCGGGGGCAGCCCCCUCGGCGCCUCCUCGUCGCCCUCGGCCAAGGCCGCCUCGCAGCUCCGACGCGCCUUUGGCAUCACCCUCGAAGAGACGAUGGCGUUCCAAAAGGAGGCCUACCCGGACGCCACCCUGCCGGCGAGCCUCACUCUCUUGGCCGACGCCAUCAUCCGCACGGGCGGAUGCAAGCGGCAGGGCCUGUUCCGGGUGUCGGCGACGCAGGUGAGCGUGAGCGAGAUCGAAGCUGAACUCAACGCGGGCAACUACGCCGUGGCUCUCACCAUCACGGAACCUCACUUGGCCGCCACCCUAUUCAAACAGUGGAUCAGGGAGCUGGCGGAGCCGUUGAUUCCGACGGUGCUCUACCCGCGGUGCUACGACUGCAUCGACAGCGUGGAGGACAGCGUGGCUCUGCUCUCGGAGGUGCCCGAGCUCAGCCGACGAGUCCUGCGAUACAUCGUCCGGUAUUUGAAGCAGCAGAUACUGCUGCCGGAGGUGGUGGAGACCACGCGGAUGGACGAGGACAACAUCGCGACCAUCUUCGCGCCCUCCAUCUUCCGGCAGACGGGCCUGUCCAUGGCCGACAUGGUGGUCACCAUGAACCUACAGGGCCAGUUCCUCACCAACCUCCUACACGGCAUGCACUUCCCGCCCUGGGGCUCCCCCGACGACGAGGCCUACAACCCCAGUGCAUCCACCGACACGAGCAAGUCGCUGCUGGAGCAGAUCACGGAUCUGCUCGACGACGAGAUCAAGGAGCUGCAGGAGGAACACCGCCGGGCACUCCAGGAGCGGCAACGCGACGAACUGCGGAAGCAACGCCUCGCGGAAAGGGAGAAGAACGACGAGAUGGCCGUGCGCUGGCGGAUGCAGCGGGCGCGGGUGCGCCAGUUCGGAAUCAGCGACGAGCUCAAGAGCUGGACCCUGCACGUUCCGCGCCGACGCCCCGAGGGCCCCUCUUCUAUCUCUCUGCGCGGCGCCUCCUCGUCCUCCUUCCUGGCCGCCAGCGACGGCGACGCGUCGCCGGUCCCCCUGCCCUCGGCCCCCCUGCCCUCUCCGCGCAAGGCCGCGCCCUACCACGAGCCCCAACCGAGGCCGACGCCGACGCCAAUGCCGCCGCCGUUGUCCAUCUCCAGGUCGCAAUCAUCCAUCCUCGUCUCAUUGCCCUCCCCGACCAGGCCCCACCCCGCCACGCACCGCCGCCAGGCUUCGGUUGGAGGCACCCAGGCCCACCACCGGCUCGCUCCCGCGGCCCCCACUAACCUGCCAUCGCCGCGGCCGAACUUCCCACCGGAGAGCAGCAGCAGCAGCAGCCAGUCGACUGCUGCAACUCCCUCAGCUCCGGGGACCCGCACGUGCUUCGCGUGCCAGCAGGCAAUUGCGGGGCCGGCCAUUCGGGUGGCGUCGCUGGGGCGGCUCUACCACCCGCAGCACUUUCGCGAGUGCGAGGACAUCCCGCCACCCACCGACAGGAGGCCUCCCGCCGCCGCCGCCGCCGCCGCCCCCACCUGCACGACCACCGCGACCAGCAGCCCAAGCAACGGCGGCGGCGUGGUGGUGCACCACCUGCAUCGUCCGACUACGGCCGGCGGUGGCCCGGUCCCGGUGUUUGAAUGCCAGCGAUGCGGUGGCGAGCAGAUCGCGGAGGGCAGCUUCCUGCGAGCUCUCGGCAAGAUCUGGCACGGUCACUGCUUCGCGUGCGCCCAGUGCGCAACGCCCCUCCUGAACGACCACUUCUUCGAGAAGCAGGGCCGGCCCUACUGCUCCCGCCACAAGUGGUAG
Acanthamoeba castellanii str. Neff is the source of this 3249-nucleotide messenger RNA. Its product is annotated as RhoGAP domain containing protein. Gene Ontology annotation, biological process: signal transduction; regulation of GTPase activity. Gene Ontology annotation, cellular component: cytoplasm. The transcript has 18 exons. Lineage: Eukaryota; Discosea; Longamoebia; Acanthamoebidae. The coding region runs from base 1 to 3249 and encodes 1082 amino acids. Gene Ontology annotation, molecular function: GTPase activator activity. The record is from RefSeq and is a predicted model, not a curated record.